Tribolium castaneum (red flour beetle) is the source of this 4057-nucleotide messenger RNA. RefSeq names its product Secretory Pathway Calcium atpase (gene SPoCk). Bases 89 to 2998 code for a protein of 969 amino acids. The record is from RefSeq and is a predicted model, not a curated record. Gene Ontology annotation, molecular function: P-type calcium transporter activity; ATP binding; ATP hydrolysis activity. The transcript has 13 exons. Gene Ontology annotation, biological process: intracellular calcium ion homeostasis; calcium ion transmembrane transport; manganese ion transport. NCBI's taxonomy places the organism in Eukaryota, Metazoa, Arthropoda, Insecta, Coleoptera, Tenebrionidae. Gene Ontology annotation, cellular component: Golgi membrane; plasma membrane; endoplasmic reticulum.
GUCGUUAUCGUGUCAUUUUCCACUUUACGAACUUCGUUUCGUCAAAAUUAAAAGUUAAUUGUGCAAAAUCUUUGGUGUGAGAUGUGAUAUGCAUUUGUGGCAGUUUUUACAACCCAUAUUCAAAUGCAAGAGAGAUAACACGCACUGUGCAAAAAUGUCCAUGUUUUCAGAAAAUUGGAGAAGUCAUACGAACUUUUUGCGACUUUUUUGUAAAAGGGUACUUUCCCUUGCUCACAAAAAGUCUGCAAGAUGCAACACCGAAUGUGACACCGAUUUUUUCCAGGAACAGGCUGGUAAUCCUGCGAUGUGGCUCUCAGCAGGCGAGGCGACAAGUCAAAGCUAUGAAGAAGUUGCCGAUAGACUGCACGUAGACGUGAGACAUGGCUUAAGUUGGCAGGAAGCCACACGUAGACGACAAAUAGCUGGUUACAAUGAAUUUUCAGUCAAAGACGAAGAUCCGCCUUGGAAAAAAUACCUCGAACAAUUUAAAAACCCUCUCAUUUUACUUCUUCUAGCCUCGGCACUUGUCUCAGUGUGCAUGAAACAAUUCGACGAUGCGAUCAGUAUUACAGUAGCCAUAGUCAUCGUCGUAACCGUUGCUUUUGUUCAAGAAUACCGAUCGGAAAAAUCGCUGCAAGAACUCACCAAGCUCGUGCCACCGUCUUGUCAUUGUUUGAGGGAAGGUUCGCCUGAUACUUUUCUAGCCCGCGAGUUAGUGCCAGGUGAUAUCGUUUAUUUGAAUGUCGGCGAUCGAGUGCCCGCAGAUUUGCGUUUAUUUGAGUCAGUUGAUUUGAUGAUCGAUGAGAGUAGUUUCACUGGCGAGACUGAACCUGCAAGGAAAAAUGUCGCUGCGGUUUUGCGCCCCAAUGGGGCGCAUUCUUCCAACACUAACAUUGCAUUUAUGGGGACGCUUGUCCGCUGCGGGAACGGCAAAGGGAUUGUUGUUAGUACGGGCUCUAACAGCGAGUUCGGGUCGGUGUUUAAGAUGAUGUUGGAGGAAGAGGCGCCGAAAACGCCUCUGCAGAAGUCCAUGGACAGUUUGGGUGCUCAAUUGUCGAUUUACUCCUUCGGCAUUAUAGGUUUAAUUAUGUUGGUCGGGUGGUUGCAAGGCAAGGCAAUCAUGGAGAUGUUUACGAUCGGUGUGAGUUUAGCGGUCGCUGCAAUUCCAGAAGGAUUACCAAUUGUCGUGACGGUAACACUAGCCUUGGGCGUAAUGCGAAUGGCAAAAAGAAACGCCAUCGUAAAGAAACUACCAACUGUCGAAACACUGGGUUGCGUCAAUGUGAUAUGUUCUGACAAAACAGGCACUAUAACACGUAACGAAAUGACCGUCACAGUUUUGGUAACAGCCGAUGGUUACAUUGCCGAAUUAACAGGCGCCGGUUACAACGACCAUGGCCAAGUUCUAUUACACAAAUGUGAUUCAUCAGACAGGGCUAGAGAUAGUGUAUAUAAAUUAUUAGAGGUAGGGGCUGUUUGCAAUAACGCAGUGAUCCAUAACGAAACUUUACUCGGACAACCAACAGAGGGCGCUCUAAUCGCCGCUGCGAUGAAACACGGCAUGUAUAACGUAGCGGACCGUUACGUCCGAGUCCAAGAAUAUCCGUUCACUUCUGAGCAAAAAAUGAUGGCCGUUAAAUGCAUAUCUAAGUAUGAUAACGACAAAGUCGAGAUUUUUUUCGUCAAAGGUGCCAUCGAAAAAAUACUACCAAAAUGUACGAAGUUCAGUUGGAACGGAGGAACCCAAAGUCUUACAAGCAAAAAAGAGCAAGAUUUUAUCGCAGAGGCUCAUGAAAUCGGGCGGAAGGGCUUAAGAGUGAUUGCAAUGGCCCGUGGACCGACUUUACAAGACCUGACCUACAUGGGCAUUGUGGGUAUUUGUGACCCACCACGUCCUCUGGUCAGGGAAGCCAUAACUACGUUAUCACAGUCUGGGGUGCAGGUCAAAAUGGUAACUGGAGAUGCUGAAGAUACAGCUGUGGCUAUAGCUCAGACUAUUGGCUUGGAAACUUUGCCCUCUCAGGUGUUGUCGGGCGAACAGUUGGAUACGUUUACUGAAACCGAUUUGGAUGCGGCAAUACCUCAUGCUACAGUUUUUUAUCGAGUUUCACCGAAAAAUAAAUUAGCGAUUGUUAAGUCGUUGCAAAGGACUGGGCAUAUCGUUGGGAUGACUGGUGAUGGAGUGAAUGAUGGUGUGGCGCUUAAAAAAGCCGAUAUUGGGAUUGCCAUGGGCAAAAAUGGGACGGAUGUGUGUAAAGAAGCCGCAGAUAUGAUACUCGUUGAUGAUGAUUUUUACACAAUUAUUGCAGCAAUUGAAGAAGGGAAGAGCAUAUUUUACAACAUCCGAAACUUUGUCAGAUUCCAAUUAUCUACCUCUAUUGCGGCUUUGUCUCUAAUCGCACUAGCGACUUUGAUGGGAAUUCCGAAUCCGUUAAACGCCAUGCAAAUUUUGUGGAUCAACAUUAUAAUGGACGGUCCUCCGGCCCAAAGUUUGGGCGUAGAACCGGUCGAAAAAGACGUGGUAAAACAAAAACCUCGAAAUACUAAAGAACCAAUGAUCACUAAAAAACUAAUCGGAAACGUUCUACUUUCCGCCUUAUUUAUAAUAGCUGGAACGUUAUGGGUGUUCAAAAAAGAGAUGAGUUCGGAAGGUAUUACAGCACGCGAUACAACAAUGACGUUCACUUGUUUCGUAUUUUUCGACAUGUGGAACGCUUUAUCCUGUCGGUCGCAAACCAAGAGCGUUUUCCAGAUUGGUUUGUUCUCCAAUAAAAUGUUUCUGGUGGCUGUCACCCUCUCCGUGAUUGGACAACUUCUCGUUGUUUACUUUCCACCUUUGCAGCGAAUUUUCCAAACCGAAGCUCUCACAUUAUGGGACAUGGUAUUUUUAACAACACUAACGUCUUCGGUUUGGGUCUUUUCGGAGAUAAAGAAGCUGAUCGAGCGGUUUCUCGAACAGCGAGGGAAAGGCAAGCGAUCGCCUUUGGAGUAUGUAUGACAUAAGGGGGGGCCUGGGGCGAAGUCCCGCUGCUAUUAGCUGCCUCUUCAACUUUCCCCCCUUUAGAUAGGCCCCCUUAGAAUGUGCAAAAAUCUGAUACACAUCGUUUAUUUACCUAAGGAAAAAAUCUUACAAUUUACGACUAAAGACGGUUUUCAACUGUGUUGAUUUAUAGAAACCAAGACCUAAAAUAAAUUUAUUAAGGAGUUUCAGAAAUUGAGAUAAAAGCAAUCUCGUAAUCGCGUAGAAUAGUAAGUGUAUGUGUUAGCUUUCGUAACAUAAUCAAGAUGUGUGUGUUUGCAAUUUUAUUUAAAUGAUUUGCACAUUUUAAUGGACCAAGUUAUGAUUUUGCAGCUAAUAGGUGUUAUUCCAAUUUUGUUUCUCAGGCUGAGGUUUAAGUGUUAUUUUAAGGCGAAUUUAUGAGGGUGUAUACUUAAUAUCUAAAUUUACACAAAAUAGUGAAGGGAACAAUUCAGCUUUAUUGUUACAAUUUACCGUAGCUUUCCUAUUGGUGUAGGAGAAAGUUGUUACACUAAUUAGGAGGCUGCGCAUUUUACCCAGUCCCUUUUCUGAUUUUAUUUAUAAAACAUUUUACAUUUGUUGGGUGAAUUUUACAAUUCAUGUUCAUGACAGGAGGUUGUGCUAUUUAUAGAAUUUUGUUUCAAUCAAAAAUAUAUCGACGUCGAUUCAUCUUUACAUGUGUGUGUAUUUAUAUCUACACUUUUGUACUCCCAAAUUGAGCCAUUCCUGUAUUUGUGGCAUUUCACAAUAUUUGAGAAUCAAAUUUGUUAUUGAGCUUUCCAAUUAUGUUGUGCUGCUAGGUGUAUAAGUAGAUAAUGUGUGUAAUGUUCAAUAUAGCACGUGUAAGUACUUUCACAUCUUAAGUGUUAAAACAUCUGCAAGUACUUUUUAAUAGUUCUGUGAUACACUAAAUAUAAUUAAAUUUAAGUAACGUUUCAACGUAUUCUUGCUUGUUCUGUUACGUUUCAAAUGUGUAAUGAGUAUUUAGAACGUUGUACAUUUUUGUAACAUUUCAAAUAUAAUUUAUAUUUAUUAUGA